Messenger RNA from Loa loa (African eye worm), 2202 nucleotides. Its product is annotated as AMPK-gamma subunit. The record is from RefSeq and is a predicted model, not a curated record. The transcript has 15 exons. Bases 1 to 1917 code for a protein of 638 amino acids. NCBI's taxonomy places the organism in Eukaryota, Metazoa, Nematoda, Chromadorea, Rhabditida, Onchocercidae.
AUGUUUCAGGAGUUAAACAUGGCAUCGUAUACACCGACAACACGUCAAGAUCAUAAUGGGAACGGUCAUCAACAUAAUGUCUAUACACGAUGCGGAUUCGAAGAUGUUGAAUUCAACAUACCGGUUCCUUCUUUCAGACGGACGGAGCACACUUUAAUGGAUACCUUUCGAGAACGUUUAAAUUUGCGUACAUAUCGUGAAUCACUGGAUACAUUCACUUGUGAUAAUGAAAUGCUUGAUGAAGAUCUUGGACAUCCGCCAGCUACGCAUGACACACCACCCGGAACUCAUAUGGGUUCAUUACAGUCAGAUUCACUACUCAGUACAACGUUGCGAUCAAGGUCUCGUUCAGAUGCAACAAGCACUCCAUUAUUUUGCCGUCAGAGUGUAGGGACAAUAGUGCUCUUUCCAAAUAGAUUAGAAAAACAAUCAAAGAGACAUAACCGUCGUGUUCGUAAUGAAAGACAUAGCGUCUGCUUAACAGAUUUACCAGAAUUGAAAAGCUGUAGUUGGUCAGUGCCAUCGAAUCAUCUAUUUGCUGAUGUAAAACCUGCCAAUGUUUCUGUCACAAAUGUUAAUGGUCAGUGGCAUCGACCAUCAAGCGCAGUCGAAAUGAGGUCGAGCAUGUGGAAUCUGACGUGUCACUCCAGUCCUAUCCAGAUCGAGGUUGAUAGAAACGAUACAUUUGAAAAGCACCAGCCUUCCUUAAUACAUACUAGCCAGAAACGUGGAGUUUUUAAUACCAAUACGUUACCAAAUGCACGGCGUGUCGAAUCGGAACCGAUAUCACCAUUCAGUAACUAUGCAAUUCUUAUCAAAGAGAGCCCAUUUAAUUUGUCGUCCGAGCAGUUACCAUUAUACCCUCCUUAUGAUGGAGCUACUCCCGAAUUCUUCAAAGUUAUUUUCGAAAGUCAGGAUGCUGUUUAUUCAUCAUUCAUGCGCGCACACAAAUGCUACGAUCUAAUUCCUACGAGUACGAAGUUGGUGGUUUUUGAUACUGAACUGACGGUGAAAAAGGCCUUUUUUGCUCUUAUCUACAAUGGAGUUCGGGCAGCCCCACUAUGGGAUAGCAAAAAGCAGGAAUUUGUUGGCAUGCUUACUAUUACUGAUUUUAUUCGAAUACUUCAAAAGUAUUAUACAAAAAAUGGUUCGAAAAAUGAAGGUAUACAGGAUCUUGAGAAACAUAAAAUAGCGAACUGGCGUGACGAACUAGAACGGGAUGGUCAUCUGAAACCACUGGCGUCCAUAAGUCCUUCUGAGAGCCUUUACCAAGCAAUUCAUGUUCUCUGCAAAGAAAAAGUGCAUCGUUUGCCAGUAAUGGAAGAGUGUACUGGUAAUAUCGCUUUCAUCCUUACUCACAAGCGAUUGAUAAAGUUCCUUUAUUUAUAUAUGAUUGAUUUGCCCCGUCCAUCCUUCAUGGAGAAGACGCCUCUUGAGUUGGGGAUCGGUACAUGGAAUAAUGUUUUAACAGUUACUCAGAAUACUGCACUAAUAGAUAUUAUGGAUAUAUUCCUUUCUAAACGGGUGUCUGCUUUACCUGUAUUGGAUGACAAUGCGAAAGUUGUUGACAUUUAUGCUAAAUUUGAUGCUAUAAAUUUAGCAGCUAAUAAAUCAUAUAUUGAUUUGGGUGUUACAGCGCAAGAAGCUUUACGGCACCGUGUUGAUUGGUUCGAGGGAGUACGUUGUUGUUCACCUGAUGAUUCACUAAUGAAGACUGUAGAAAUAAUAGUUCGUGCCGAAGUACAUCGAUUGGUGGUCACUGAUCACGAUAAGAAAGUGAUAGGGAUCAUCUCACUUUCAGAUAUAUUACGGUUUUUGGUUUUAGAACCACCAGUUACACCACCUGGAAAUGGUACUCCUGACUUUGCAAUGGAUGAUAUAAUUGGAAGUAAUGAUGAAGAAAUAUAUUGCUCGUGAAGUAAGAUUACCUCCAACUUAUUCAGUAAUGAAGAAGAGAUCGCUUUAUUCUAAAUUUGUAUUCCAAGCGCUUUUAGCCUCUUGUAAAUAUUGUCUUCCGUUGUUUUUAUAAUAGAUUCAGUACCUAUUGUUUUUAUUUUAUAUCACCCUUUGAUUUAUUUGUGUUGUGGUGCAUUUCCGUAAUUUUAGUUUCUUUACUAUUGUUUCAUUACAGAAGUAAGAGAUUUGAUCAUUCGUUCAGAAUUGAGAACGUACUCGUAGGUACAUGUGAAACUGGUGAUGGAU